AUGCCCUUCUGGCUGCUCUGCUGCUGGGUAGGUUACCAGGACGCUUUGUUUAAUAAUCCUUCAAGUGAAGUCUUUUCAAAUCUUAAAGGUAUUUGCUCCACGACCAGCGCCUCGUUGUUGAACUGUAAUUGUGAGCCGGGUCCUCGAGGACCACCAGGACCGCCAGGCCCUCCUGGUGCUGGCUUUGGAAGUGGUGGUGGAGCUGGUGGUGGAGUUGGCGGUGGUGGUGGUGGUGGUGUCAUUGGUGGUGGUGGUGGCCUUUGGGGCUAUCCGCCUAUGCCACCAUUCGGUACCAACAUUCAACCUAUAAUUGGUCCUAGGGGCUUGCCUGGGCCGCCGGGACCACCGGGCUACUGCUUUCCCUGUCCAUAUAGUGAUUACGGACCACGACCAGGAAUAGGAUCAGGAAUCGGACCAGGAUUUGGACCUGGAUUUGGACCAGGGUUUGGACCAGGAUUUGGAACAGGUUUUCGACCAGGAUUCGGACCAGGUGGGGGAGGAGGGGGAGGAGGAGGAGGCGGAGCUUUUGGUCAGGGCAUAUCCUCCGCUAUUGGCAAUCUUAUAAUCAUACCAUCCGGCGUCAAUGGACGCGCCCAGCUCUUCCGCAUUACUCCUGAUGGCCAAUUGGUGCGCAUCGAGAAUCCCAAAAAUGAUCUCAAUGAGAUUUUACCGCAUAAUUUCCAAGAGCAACUCGCACAACAGGCGGCCGUGCCCACUGCCGCCUCAACGACCGGGAUAACGCCACCAAAUCCGCGGCCAGGGCCCACAGCGCCCACGCCCGACGAUCAGCCCGACGGUCUGGACGAGACCAUGUUUGCAGCGACGAAUUCGGAGCGCAAGGAUUCGAUGCGUGGCAACUCUGAGGCCAACGAUUGGCGCCGUGUCCUGCUGCUGGGUGAGCCGCCCGUCAUCAGCGCUGCCAGCUCCGAGCAGGCCAACGCCAACCAGCUGGAAAACAGCAUGGACAGCUUUCAGCGAGCAUUGGUCGAUCUGAGGGAUAAGUAUGCCUCCCUAAUCCAGCCGCCCACGGUCGAUCAACGAUACGCCGUUAUUCUAUAG
Messenger RNA from Drosophila montana, 1059 nucleotides. Its product is annotated as collagen alpha-1(I) chain. The record is from RefSeq and is a predicted model, not a curated record. The transcript has 2 exons. NCBI's taxonomy places the organism in Eukaryota, Metazoa, Arthropoda, Insecta, Diptera, Drosophilidae. The coding region runs from base 1 to 1059 and encodes 352 amino acids.